AUGUUAGCUGGUAUUAUCAUUACUGUUUUGUCAUUAUUUGUUUCAUUGCUUACAUUAUUGCUUCCAAAAGAUUCAAUCGUUCCAUAUAAGUCAUUAAUAUUUGGAUUGUUUAUUGGAAUUUUCUUAGGAUUAGUACUAGUCACAACUUCCAGUUUUAGUUUUUUGGAAUGUUUGCUUAUAGGAAUGAUGAUUUGUUCAGAAGUUUGUUAUAUUAUUGGAUGUUUUAUAUCAUUUCUUAAGGUUCCAUUUACUUUAAAAACACUAACAACAAUCAUUCCUUUUGAUUUGUUAAUAAUUGCUGUUGUUACUCUUAUUUAUGGGUUUGGACAAUGCACAGACUCUUUUAUUAAAGAAGAAAAAUACACAUCAUUUUAUGUUGGGAUAUGUUCUUUUAUCGCAUUGACAUAUUUUAAUUGGUUAGAAACAAAACAAUUUCCAAUUACGGAAUUAGUUUUUUGUUAUUUAUUGUCCAACUGGAAUUAUCUUGUAUGCCAAUUUGUUGGAUAUAUUUGUAUUUUUUCACUUUUAUUGAUGUUUUAUUUUUACAAACACGACGUUUUAUUAUCUCUUGCAAUGUUAUUAUCAUUCAUAUAUCAUUUAAUAGAAAGUUCAUCUAUUCCUUUAAUGACUAUUUUAAUCCCUGAUUUGAUCUAUCUGUUAGGCUUAAUAAAAAUGGUGAUUCUUAUACGAAAAAAAGAUGUUGAUUGUUUGUAUUCACUAAUACCUGUUCUAAGUGUAAUAUUACCAUUAAAUAUGGGAAUAACUAUUAUAUUUUUUAUAUUUUUAAUAUGGUAUUUCAAGAAAUAUUCAUUCAAAUUAGGAGUACUUCUUGUAUUUUUCUUCUUUGGAAUUCAUUUCUUCUUCUUAAGUGGACAUGCAUUCCAAUUUAGUGAUAUUCAAUUUAAUGCUGGAUUUAUUGGAAUACCAUUCUAUUCAUUCUUUGGAAAUGGAUUUUUGGUCAUUUUGAAUACAUUCUUCUUCCCAAGUAUCAGUAUUAUUUUUGGGUUGUUAAUAAUUUUAAAGUCUCAUCCUACUGGGACGUCUUUGUAUAUUCAAAGUUCUUUAUGUCUCACAACUAUGUUUAUAUACCAAUUAGUUCCUAUAAUGUUCUUUACUUACUUUGUAUCUGGACAUUUAGAAAUCUUCAGAAUUUUUACACCAAAAGUAUGUUUUGAUAUAUCUUUCUGUAUAGUAACAGAUAUUAUGAUAGGUAUUGGAUAUUUCCUUCAAAAACUUACUCCAAAACAACUUGAAGAAGAAAAGUCUUAUUUAGAUUAG
Entamoeba nuttalli P19 is the source of this 1278-nucleotide messenger RNA. Its product is annotated as phosphatidylinositol-glycan biosynthesis class O protein, putative. Gene Ontology annotation, cellular component: endoplasmic reticulum membrane. NCBI's taxonomy places the organism in Eukaryota, Evosea, Mastigamoebida, Endamoebidae. The record is from RefSeq and is a predicted model, not a curated record. Bases 1 to 1278 code for a protein of 425 amino acids. The transcript has a single exon. Gene Ontology annotation, biological process: GPI anchor biosynthetic process. Gene Ontology annotation, molecular function: mannose-ethanolamine phosphotransferase activity.